Molecule: messenger RNA, 1920 nt
Organism: Owenia fusiformis
Lineage: Eukaryota; Metazoa; Annelida; Polychaeta; Sabellida; Oweniidae
Source: the annotation of a GenBank genome assembly
GAACUAGGUUAUCUAAAUAACGCCAUUCACAAUUCUAAGUAUCACGCUAUGUUCAGAGAAUUUGACGAUACAGGUAUAUGAAUUCGAAAUCCGUUAUUUAAUUCUCAUUGUUGAUUCACGGCCAACGAACGACCAAGACUCUGAGGUUUUAACAUCAAAUAUAUGGAUUUUCAGAAAAAAAGAAGAUAGAUAUCUAGACCUGUUCCGGCUGUUCGACUUUUCUGCCAAGUUACGUCGCCAUAAUGAUACGAAAAGAAGAUCAUCUGUCUCAAUUCGGCAAUGAGAUUGAUAAAAUCAUUACAACACCACACAUUAAAGGUGAGGUCGUAGAACUUUUAUUACCUGAGGACAGAAGAAGAUGGGUCAUCACAGGGAUAGCUUUACAACACGUAGUUGCACCAUUGCUUAGAGACUAUGUCGGACCAGAAGUAGCUAGGAUAUAUAACAAUCUGAAGAAAACCUCUAAAGUUGACCAGCAAUCCGGUACCACCAAGUUACAGUCCUAUAAUGGCAGUAGACCACUCCAGUAUCGAAAUAUAAACGCUAAUGAACAACGAAGCAAUCCUCAAUAUGAUUACCGGAUUAAGAACUAUGUUGAUUUCUCAAAGUUGUUCCUACAGACUCACAUGGCCAAAUUCACAGCGUUCGAUGAAUCGUGUGAUCCUUCUGCUCUAUUGGGACUCCUUAUUAACAUCCCUGGCUUCUCCAAAGUCGUCAAAACAAAUGCUGGAGAUAUCCGUAAUUUACGAAAUGAUUGGGCACAUUGCAACUUCAAUGAAUGGACUGAAGUGAAAUACCUGAACGCAUUUGCGAAUGCAGAAAAGUUUAUAAGAUGUCUUCAAUUUUUGCCUAAGAAAGAAAAGAAAGCACUCAGUGACUUAAAAAACUGGCAAAACGAUGGUGUGAAGUUUUUCUCUACUCCAUGGAUUGAUGUAAAACUCUGUGAACGGAUACAGACAACCACCAGGACUUUAGCUAAGCUCACGCUUGACGAGUCAAGUUCUUUAAGGACUGAGAUAUUGGCGGUGGAAACAUCUUUGAAAACUGCAUUGCUCCAAUUUAACGAGAGGCUUGAAAAUGUGGAGAAGAAACAAGGAGAAGACACAAAAAGGGUUGAACAUGAACUCAAAAAGACCUCAAAGACAGUAACAGAAUUGGGUGAAAAGGUAGAGACUGUAGAUAAAAAUGUGAAUGUAUUAGGGGCUGGACUCACAAAGGUCAGUAUUGAUCAGGUUAAUGUUAAAGAGAAAGUGGAUAGGUUGCACACAAGAGUAGGGGUUGUAGAGGAUAAACUAGCCAGUCCUUUUUACUCUAACAAUCCAUGGUUUGAUGCUCCAGAUAGGAACUCAAAUUUUUCAGGGAGGUUGGAAGAGUUGGGUUUGAUUAGGUCUAGAUUAGAGGAUAAUAAUCAGUUUGACAUUGUCGGACUAUGUGGUCUUGGUGGUUGUGGAAAGAGUACACUGGCUAAUGAAGUUGCAUGGCAACUAAAAAAAUUCUAUUCAGGUGUAUUCUGGAUCUCGGCAGAGAGUUCAGAAAUAUUUGAGAACUCUCUCAAUAGAAUUGCUUUAGAAUUGCAAGUAUAUGGCGAUAAUUUUAAACAAAAGCUCGAUGCCGUCGUAAAGUGGUUGAAGGGGAUUGAGACACCUUGGUUGUGUAUAGUAGACAACCUUGACCUAAGGGAACUGAGUGCUGGAAUGAAGACAUUGCUGAUGGGAUCUUGGAGGCGAGAGAGCAAAGGUCAUAUCAUUGUUACAACCAGAAGAGAGCCUAUUGAACUACAUCAAGAUAUAAAUAUAGAAGAAUCAGCUUGUGUUCCCGUCGGACCUUUUACUAUGGAGGAAUCCAUAUCAUUCAUGGUAAGAAGGUCAGGAUAUUCUUCAAAUGAAUGCUUAGAACAACUUGUCAAAGAUUUAGGCUUUU